UUGUGCGUCCUUAGUCCAUACCGGGCACUUACAGAAAACGGAUAUAUGUGUCUUUAGUCCACACCGACAGCUUUUGCCAGACGCAUGUAUGCGUCCAUAGCACUCUAAGAGUUAAUAACUAUUUAUAACUAUAUAUGUAUAGAACGACAAAUAAGCGUCAGUAAGAAUCAUGAGUAAUAUGCAUAUAAUCACUACGGAAAUAGACGAAGAAAUAUCCGAAGAUGAGGAAGAAAUUCUCGUAUAUGUAGAAUUUGAAGGGCUUGUUGAUAGUAAUGUGUUUAGUGAAAAAGAAUUACGAUUGGAUAUGAUCGGUAUAGAUACGGAACAUCCUAUAAUGCAAAUUAAUGGAAAGUUUUAUGAGGGUUCCUAUGAAGAUGUUGUCGGCACUUAUAUGUUUUUUACAAAAAAUGAUAGUCCCAUGGUAGAUGACCCUGUCUUUGAUACUGCUUCAAAUUUUAAAUAUUUUGCUAAAACUAGAAAAUUACUAAAAAUGCAAAGAAUCUUUACAAAGUCUAGAACAGAAGUACUAGGUGAUUCUGAAAAUAAUGAGUGUAUUCCAAAUCCAAAUACACUUAAAGAAGCAGGAAUACCUUCUCAAUAUCAAAAAGAAGCUCUUUUAUUUUGGAAGACUCUGCGAGAUAAUAGGUUAAAUGCAUUACAUUCAUAUUUAGAAAAACAACGAAUCAGACAAGAAAAAAAAUCUCAAGGUAUAAUAUUAGAGUCUGAGUCUGAUGAGGAUAAUCCAUUUGCUAUAUAUAACCAUAAGGAUGAAGUUUCUAAUUUUAAUAAGUCUAUUCAUGUUGAUGCAAAGAAGGAAUUAAGUUACUGUGAUAAUCAAAUUGAUUCAAAAUGUAUGUAUCCUAAAGAAAUUAAUGAUCAAACUUCAAACACUACUGAAGACAAUUGUUAUGAAAAUCAAAAGAAACAUAAAAUUUCAUUAGAAUCUGAAUCUUCAGUCUCAAAAAAUGAUAAUCAUUGUUCAAUGAGAUCUGUAAAAGGUUAUAAGACUAAGCUGGUUCGAAACAAACAACUAAGUGUGAGUCAAAAUAGACAAAGCAAAGAAUUCAAAACAAAACAUAUCUUAUUAGAAAAACAUAUGGAUGAUGAUGAAGAGUCAAGUUUGAAAGACACAUCUGAUAAGUCUAAUAUUGCUAAAAGUUUUAAUUUAUUAGAAAUUAAAGAAAAUGAAAAUACAGAAGGAAAUGAUAGAUGUGAGAUCAUAUCAAAUGAUCAAAUAAAUCCAUAAAAUGUUAAAAUUAUAAAAAAACUUAAAUGAGAAGGAAAGAUGAAAGAAAUUUCACAAUAAUUAAAAUAGUUGCAAAAGGAUAUUUCCAAUCGCAUGCAACAAUAAAUUAACAGGAAUGUACAUAAAGUUAUUGCGAAUAUGUCUAUAAAUUAAGUAAUAUACAAUAACGAAGUUAAUAUCACUGAUAUUCAUUCAAAUGAAUAACAUUUAUUUAUUUCUUAAUCUCUAUUGCUUAAUUUUACUUUUCUAACUUAAUCUAAAAUUAAUAUAGUGGUACUUCUAUACUAAACUUAUUUAUCAAAACAUAACAAAGUAAGAAGUAAGAUAUUUCUGAACAAUAUAUUUCAAUAAAAUAUUAUCAGUUUCUAUUAUUAUAUACCAAAUAGAGUGAAUCUUAUUUAAAUUAAUUUUCAAAUACUGAAUUACUUUUUAACAUUACAUUGUAUUAUAUUAAUCAAUCAAUUAAUAUAUAUAAAGAAAUCAAAUUUUUUAAUGCUGGAGACACGUAUUUCUGAUUUAGACAUGUAUAAUUCACUAUUCAUAAAUACAUAAAUACAAUUUAUUUUUUUACCAUUCCAAAUCACUAGGAAGUUCAUCAGGAUAGUCUCCUGUCAAACAGGCAGUACAAUGACCAAUAUAACUACUUUCACGGUUAUCCAUACCAAAUCUUACGGCUUUUACAAGUCCGUCCACUGAAAGGUAUGUUAAACUAUCAGCUCCAACAUGUUUCGCUAAUUUCACAUUAUCCAAUUUAUUAGCAAUUAAUUCUUCUCUUGUUGGUAUGUUAAUUCCCAUAUAACAAGGAUAUUUUAAUGGAGGGGAAGCAAUUCUAAUAUGAACCUGUAAAGGAAAGAAAGAUUUAUAUAUUAUUUGUUUUUUCAUAAAUUUCAAACUAAUUACAAUACUGGUGAUACAAUAACGUGGAUAUCAAAUUUAAACAAAAUAGCGAAAAAAAGGAUUUACUUCUUUCGCUCCUGCAUCGCGAAGUAACUUAAUAAUAGGUCCAAUAGUAUUUCCUCUGACAAUCGAAUCAUCUAUAAGAAUUAAUUUUUUUCCUUUUACAUUUUCUGAUAAAGCUCCAAAUUUUUUUGCCACGCCAAGUUGUCUAAGUCGUGUACUGGGCUGAAUAAACGUUCGGCCAACAUAUCUAUUCUUGCACAACACUUCCGCAAAAGAUAUUUGAGACUGUGAAUUAAUAAUACAUAUAUGCAGUUAUAUGUUUUAUAUUAUUGUUCAUUGUAAUUAUAAAAUCCUUAUAAAUUAAUAACUCUACCUCUCUGGCAUAACCAUGUGCUGCUGCAGUUCCAGAUUCAGGUACUGAACUAACUAUAUCUGCUUCUACCGGAGAUUCUAAAGCAAGUUCUCGUCCACAUUGCAUGCGAACAGAAUAAACCAUUUGUCCUAUUAUGAGAAAUAAAACAACUUACUAUAAUUAUA
Bombus terrestris (buff-tailed bumblebee) is the source of this 2683-nucleotide messenger RNA. RefSeq lists its product as uncharacterized. The coding region runs from base 170 to 1246 and encodes 358 amino acids. Gene Ontology annotation, cellular component: transcription factor TFIIIC complex. The transcript is spliced from 4 exons. NCBI's taxonomy places the organism in Eukaryota, Metazoa, Arthropoda, Insecta, Hymenoptera, Apidae. Gene Ontology annotation, biological process: transcription by RNA polymerase III. The record is from RefSeq and is a predicted model, not a curated record.